AUCCAAAGGGUCCCCUCGAGUCCCUGGGCAUCAUCACCUUCUUGGUGUUUUUGAACACCUUCAAUUUCAACACCUGCAAAACUGCUACGUAUCGUUUGUAAAGGGAGGGACUGGUAGGGGUAGGGUUUUGCGCAUGGGGCGGGGGCGGGCCGGUGGUGGGCGAUAGCCAGAGACACGCGUUUGGGCUCGGCAAAUGGUGGGGCAUAAACAAUAUAAGCAAGAGUACAUAGUAGCAGCACUGACUGCCACGGAGUUACAGGCGCGCCGACUUUGCCACCCAGGGCUCCGGGUGGCAACGUCGCGUUGAACGGCGUUCGCGGGCCCGGUGCCUCUUGAUUUGGAAGAAGCACCUAAUAGGAAUGGAGCCGUCUAGCUCGGAAGAGGUUGGCCUGGAGCAGGGCGAGGCCCGCAAGGAUUUGGACAUAACUGAGACGGUUUUGAAGAAGGGGACGCUGUCGCUGUCAUCUGAUGAGGCCGUAAUAGUAAGGUUCCUGUUGGCGCUGGGCGAGAAGUGGAGGCGUCACGGCCGGGAGGAGCUCGUAAGGGAGCUAAGAAGGGCCAGGGAACGGGGGGACAAGUUGACGCUUUUCGCCGGCAUUGCGGAUAAGCUGGUACGGCUGGAGCUGCCACCCAUGGCCAGGCCCCAGGCAAUGGGCGAUGAGGUGGGGGAUGUGGCGCCGGACGUGGAGGAGAGCAUCAUGGGCAUGGUGGAGGACAACGAGAUCGUGUCCCUGUCCGCGAUCCUGGAGCUGAAGGGCGCGUGCCUGGAGGAGGGGGAGUCCGGUGGCGUGGAGGAUGGGCGGCCAGCUUCAUCGACUACGGCAGCAGCCGCGGUGGAGGGCACUGCGGUGGCUGCACCACCAUUGAAUGUGGUGACGCCAAAGGAGGGAAUGGCUGAUGUGGAAGCAGCAAGCAGUGGUGCUGGUGCUGCCCGCUCUGGCACUGAUGUUGUGACAGACCUGCCGGAGCCCGGGGUUGCUGCUGGAGAGCUAACCGAUGGCACCUUGCUGAGGGAGCUGUACAUCGCCCUGCGAGUCCCCGAUGCCCUCCGCGACCUACUGCGAGGCAACGUGCGGCAACUGCGGCCGAACGUGCUCGACGCGUGCAAUGCGCGCGCCAAAGCUCGUGCGGCGUUGGACCUGGAGGCGCAAUCUGCGGGGAGACCCCGCACAUCAGCGGAGCUAGCGCUGACCGUGUACUGGGACAUGACGGGCAGGGCAUGCCUGUUCUGGAUUGACAUGACGGGGACUGACGGCGUGUUCAACCCAGUCCUCCUGGUCCUGUAUGUGCCGGGGCCGGUGAUGCAGAGCAAGUACCCGGUGUUGGUGCGAGCGGCGCGCAACAUGCAGCGGCGCCUGAUGGAGGCGCAGACGCUGAAGAAGGUCCCCCGUGGUCGGCUGAAAGAGUGUGGCGGCGAAACUCACAUGGCAGGCUACCGGCAUGUGCAGACCAACAAGGCGAGCCGCGUGACCAUGUAUGCGCACACAUCGAGGAGCCACGAAGCGCGGGUGGUCAUUGGUGCGUUCGGCCUGUGCAUCGCCAUGCUGCUGCUGGCGAUGUGGGACUACCUCGUGACGAGCGCGAAGGAGACCGUCGCGGGUACGCCUGCAAUCCUGGCGACAGGGGCGCCAUGGGGCCUGGUUCCGGUUGGGCUGGACUACUUCACACACCCGCAUCUGGACCCGGACGACGCAACGCCAACUGUCGUGUUCCUGGCUCUGUGGAAGUCGGCAACAGGGCGCCGGUGCAAGGACUUCCUGGACGAUGUGGAGCGUGCGGCGCAUGUCAGCCGCAACCUGUUCACAUUUGGUGGGGUCAGCGCCUACACCCGCACCCAGGACAGCGACCUGCUGGUGUUCGACGCGCGGCAGGUGGUGCACGGUGCUGACUUGCGUGUGCCACUUAACGCUAAAUUCGAUGAGGCGGGCAUGCCGUGCGGCGUGACGGUGGGCUCUGGCGUUGUGUCACGCCAGUCUGAUGUGAAAGUGGGGAGGGCCGAGGCACGUGGGCGGUUGGAGUUGGCGGCGGAGGGCAAGACCGCAUCUCUGCAUGUCAUGUGCAAGCGCGGUGAGGAGUUUGAGGCGGAGAUCCUGCGCAUGGCCGCAAGCGCGGGGUGUGAGGCCGAGGCUGGAUGUCAUCCGCCAUCCCAGAAGCGGGCUGCGGGUGCGGCCCUGCCGCAGUCAGCUAUAAAGGGCCGCCGGGCGCAGGGCAGUGGUGGGAAGUGCUGAGCGGGCGGAUCAGCCAUGCACGGCUGGUCGCAAGCAUGUAUCGUUGUUGUUAUGAGUUCCAUAGGUAAACAAACAAGAGGCCGGAAGAUCAAUACUGUACUGAUGGGAAACUUGUGUCUCAGAUGCUGGGAAGCUUCCGGUGCAGGGCUGCGUGCGCUGUCGGCAGCCGGGAAGAUUUCUUUAGUGGAACGGCGGGAAGGGGGCUGGGGCUGCAUUGACAUACGGCACCGGUGCAGGGCUGCGUGCGCUGCCGGCAGCCGGGAAGUUUUCUUUACUGGAAAGGCGGGAAGGGGGCUGAGGCUGCAUCGUCAUACGGCACCGGUGCAGGGCUGCGUGCGCUGUCGGCAGCCGGGAAGAUUUCUUUAGUGGAACGGCGGGAAGGGGGCUGGGGCUACAUCGUCAUACGGCACCGGUGCAGGGCUGCGUGUGCUGUCGGCAGCCGGGAAGUUUUCUUUAGUGGAAAGGCGGGAAGGGGGCUGAGGCUGCAUCGUCAUACGGCACCGGUGCAGGGCUGCGUGCGCUGUCGGCAGCCGGGAAGUUUUCUUUAGUGGAACGGCGGGAAGGGGGCUGGGGCUGCAUUGACAUACGGCACCGGUGCAGGGCUGCGUGCGCUGCCGGCAGCCGGGAAGUUUUCUUUACUGGAAAGGCGGGAAGGGGGCUGAGGCUGCAUCGUCAUACGGCACCGGUGCAGGGCUGCGUGCGCUGUCGGCAGCCGGGAAGAUUUCUUUAGUGGAACGGCGGGAAGGGGGCUGGGGCUACAUCGUCAUACGGCACCGGUGCAGGGCUGCGUGCGCUGUCGGCAGCCGGGAAGUUUUCUUUAGUGGAACGGCGGGAAGGGGGCUGGGGCUGCAUCGUCAUACGGCACCGGUGCAGGGCUGCGUGUGCUGUCGGCAGCCGGGAAGUUUUCUUUAGUGGAAAGGCGGGAAGGGGGCUGGGGUUGCAUCGUCAUACGGCACCGGUGCAGGGCUGCGUGCGCUGUCGGCAGCCGGGAAGUUUUCUUUACUGGAACGGUUGGCGGCCCCGGAAGACACAA
Molecule: messenger RNA, 3261 nt
Organism: Chlamydomonas reinhardtii
Lineage: Eukaryota; Viridiplantae; Chlorophyta; Chlorophyceae; Chlamydomonadales; Chlamydomonadaceae
Exons: 7
Coding region: 360-2228 (622 amino acids)
Source: RefSeq, a predicted model, not a curated record